CGAAUCCCCUAUCACUACAUCUCACCGCACCUCACCGCACCGCACCGCAUCGACAGUUCCUACUCUCUCCUCCCCCUUCUCUCUCUCCUCUCUCUGUGACACCUCUGAAUCUCCGACCAUCACCAUGAAUUACCUCCACCAUCCUUACGCAUUCACCGGCCAUGCGGCCGUCCCGAUGGAACAACCGGUUGCCUUUGACCCGACAAUGGCCCAUCCUUCUAUGAUACAUCCAAUGGAUGGCUACCUUUACCCUCACCCGCCGUUUGACAUGGUCGACUUCUACCACCAACCCAUCAUGGACUACGAAGAAUAUGCAGAGAACCUUUCCCGGCCAAGAUUGACGAAAGAACAAGUCGAGACCUUGGAGGCCCAAUUUCAGGCUCACCCCAAACCCAGUAGCAACGUCAAGCGCCAAUUGGCCGCUCAGACCAACCUGAGUCUGCCACGAGUUGCUAACUGGUUCCAGAAUCGCCGAGCAAAGGCCAAGCAACAGAAAAGGCAAGAGGAGUUCGAGAGGAUGCAGAAGGCCAAGGCUGAGGCUGAAGAAGCCGCUCGAGGCAAGUCAGAGUCCUCGGAGAGCCCAGAAACGAAGGAGGACGCCAAAGAUUCGAAAGAUGAGACCGAUAAAGAUACCCCCAAACAAUCAGUGGAGAACGCUGGUGAGCGGACAAAAACUCCGGCCCCUUCAUCCUCCCGCUCUAAGCACCAGAAGACGAGAAGCGAGUCCGCACGCGAGGCGACCUUUGCUUCCCUGCAAAGAGCGUUGAAUGCUGCUGUUGCUGCCCGUGAUCGAUAUGGCCAGGAUGGUGAAAACAGCCAGUCACCCAGUGUGGAUGGAUCAGUAUCUCCGACGACAACAUUCUCAGGCAACAACCGAUGCAGCAGCCACGAUAGUAGCAGACAUGGGCAGGGAGACCUCAGUACUUCCUUCUCUCAAAAUACUAUCUCCUGGACGUCGUCGCAAAGCCCCCACGAUGCCCUUGGGUAUGUGACCGCGGGGGAGUCGAUGACUAUACCUGGUCUGGACGGCACUCAGCACGAUAAUGCCGCCCACGACUCCAUGCACAGUGUGCAGUUUCACCACUCACAGAGCGAGGAUUGGACGCACCAUAUUCAUGCAUCGACAAAGCCCCUCUCUGACUACCGUUCGGCCAGCGAUGCUGAGGUUUCUUAUAAUGCUGUGCAAUAUCCUCUGCAGCAAGAGCUGUCACUGUCUAGGCGAGGCUCGUCUGAUGAACUGGCUGAUACGCUUGAAGGAAUUGGCAUUAAUACCCCUCACAGCAUCUCGCAGCUUGUGAAUGGAAGCGACCAGUCCUCCUGGAAAGAGCAUGGCAAGGAACUUGACCUCGCAGCCCGCAGAAAGCGCCCGAGGCCGGCUGCCAUCGGCACCUCGAGAUCGUCUUCCAUGCUAGCGGGUUCAUCCACCAUGUCGCCUACUACAAGGCUUCCGAGUUACAGCGCCGGCCAUGGCGUGAGACAAUCCAAGUCUGCACAGGGCCUCAACUCCCGCUACGCGGGUGUGAGAAAGGCGUCGGCGGCUCAACGUUCACCUCUCAAUUUGUCUACUUUCGCUGAAGCCGGGGCUCUGGGCUCCAAAGCUGACAUAACAUCCAUGCUACAACCCGCUGUUACGACAGGGGGUUUGGCGCCGCCAACACCCUUGACCCCGGAGGAUCUGCACCACCUGCUCCCGACUACUCCUAGCGAUGGUGGGUACUGUCUGUCGGCACAACCAUCCAGCCAAUUGUUUCCUACCACACAGCCGAUGCAGAUAAAUAUCGCAUCACCUCCGGCUACUCCCUUGGCCGUGGAUGUCCUCUCUUCCUACCCCUACCAGGGUGUCGCUCCUCCGAUGUCUGCGCCUGCUCAUUACACGUCAUUUGCUGAUUACGCUGCAUGUGAUGGUCCCCUGACGGGCAGGAGUUGGACUGAUGCCACGUCAAUGCCAUCUCCGGAAGCAUCCUUCCAGAGCCCCUGCCAACUUCCACAGGCGGAUUUGUCGGCUAUGUCGUAUGAGCAGGCUAUGGAACAUGGGGCCGACCAUGUGCCUGUGACCGGGUCUCCCUCCCUGGUCUACCCAACCAGUGACGUUGAUAUGUCGACUUCGGCCGCCUUCAGCGGCGAUUCGAAGCAUACCGAGUUCCACAUCUAUGAGUUUCCGGAGCAGCAGGAAGCUCACCGAUUUGUUGCACAGCAGCUUCCGUCACAGAAGCCUAAAGCUUAUACCUUCACCAACAACCAAACCCCGAACGACUUUUGAAAACCACGCAGGAACGCCACAAAAAUCUGGUUUGCGCACGUAACAUUCCUUUCGCCAGUCAAAUGUUUCUCGGUGGGCCUGUAAUUUAAC
Aspergillus sclerotioniger CBS 115572 is the source of this 2350-nucleotide messenger RNA. Its product is annotated as homeobox domain-containing protein. The record is from RefSeq and is a predicted model, not a curated record. Gene Ontology annotation, molecular function: DNA-binding transcription factor activity, RNA polymerase II-specific; DNA binding. Bases 125 to 2260 code for a protein of 711 amino acids. NCBI's taxonomy places the organism in Eukaryota, Fungi, Ascomycota, Eurotiomycetes, Eurotiales, Aspergillaceae. Gene Ontology annotation, cellular component: nucleus; RSC-type complex. Gene Ontology annotation, biological process: regulation of transcription by RNA polymerase II. The transcript has 2 exons.